Molecule: messenger RNA, 1522 nt
Organism: Clupea harengus (Atlantic herring)
Lineage: Eukaryota; Metazoa; Chordata; Actinopteri; Clupeiformes; Clupeidae
Product: ubiquitin carboxyl-terminal hydrolase 37-like
Exons: 12
Coding region: 422-1522 (366 amino acids)
Biological process (GO): G1/S transition of mitotic cell cycle; protein deubiquitination
Cellular component (GO): nucleus; cytosol
Molecular function (GO): cysteine-type deubiquitinase activity
Source: RefSeq, a predicted model, not a curated record
UGCCCUUGUUUCCCCUUUAGGAAGGUACACAUAUUAAUUAUAUGCAUAGGAAUAUGACUAUAAAUAUGAGCAUGAAAAUAGUGUAAUGUUAGUGAGCUAAAAUUAAUUACUUAUUAAUUUACUUAUUGAUUUAUUCCAGCGCAAGAAAGUCCGUCCAGAGCCAGUGCCAGAGGCGGCGAUUCCCAGACCUCAGAGGGUCCGCCCCAUCCUCAGGAGGCUGAGGAAGUUCCUGAAAAAGGAACGAGCCCUUGUGGCAGAGGGCUCUGUACGGGAGGCCCAGACAACAGGGUCAGAGGUCACCCCUCACAUCCCCUCAGAGGUCUCAGACACUCUUAUCACACCUAAUCCAAAUGCCCUUCAAGAGACCGCGAAGGAGGAGACUAAGGUGAUCAAGGCCAUCCUCAAUGAGGACCCUGUUAAAAUGGAGGACCUCGAAAGAGAGGAGGACACCAACUUGUCUCCUGUGCCUGCAGUGCUUGGGCCCUCCUCCAGCUCCUUGGACCGCCGUGUGACCCAUCUGAUGGGGCAAGAAGUUGCCAAGAGGGGAAGAUCAUCAAGGGGCAGAAGGCCCUGUGCUGCAUUAACUGCCCCAGACAAUAGUGUUGCCCUCCUCCAACCUCAGCAGCUGAAGUGUAGAGGGCUGCCCAACCUGGGGCUGACCUGCUACCUGAACGCCACACUGCAGUGUCUGUUCCACCUGCAGCCUUUCUGCACUCAGCUGCUGGUGCAGGAGGAGGUGUGGAGGAUGGAGCCGGAGGCACUGCUGCUCGGUUCAUUUGUAGGACUGUUGCUACUCAGAGGGUCCUGUGAAAUGGACAUAAAGGCAGCUGUACUACUGGAGCUCAAGGACCAAAUCUCCCUGCACAACCAGGAGUUUGAGGGGAACUCACAGAACGACGCCCAUGAGUUCCUCUCAGAGUGUCUGAUGCGGCUAAGGGUCAUCGGCCAGGCACUGGCCAUGGGUGACAUGGCCUACCAGUGCCCAGUGGACACUCUGUUCUCCUUCCAGCUCCGGUAUAUAAGAACUUGCCAGAGCUGUGGAGUUGAGAGCACGAGGGAUGAGGUUAACACCAUGCUCUCCCUCGACCUGGUCGGACAGGGAUCAGUGAGAGACAGCCUCCAGCUCUUUUUCACUGAAUCAAAUGUGGAGUUCCGGUGUGAGUGCUGUGAGGGUCGGGGGUCAACCUUGAGAUGUCAUUUCCACACUCUGCCUCAGGUGUUGAUCCUCCACCUCAAGAGGUUCUGUCCCCUGACCCUCACCAAACAACACCAGGCGGUCACACUGGACCCCAUUCUGGACCUGAGCACACUAGGGGAAAGGACUGAAGAUGUUCGUAGAACGCCUCCUCCAACCAGAGGCCACUACAAAGCCAACUGUGAGGAACAGCCAGGCCAGUGGGUCAAAUCCAGUGACCACUGUGUCACAGUGGGAUCUGAGGAGGCCGUCCUCAAAGACAGGGAGAGGAUGGCCUACAUACUUUUUUACAUCAAAAAGGUAAUUUACACCAUCAGCCACAGCUGA